GGGAGCCACCCGGUGCCGCCGAGACCACCUCAGAGGGCGGCGGGAGAGCAGCGGGUGCCUCCGCCCGGCAGCCCCGGGGACGGCGGGCCCGGCCGGGCUGAUGCGGCCGGGACUACAUCUCCCAGGGUGCCGCGGGCGGGCACACGGCCCCGCCCGCCUGUCAGCGGGAGCGCUGCAGGUUGACCGUCGCGGCUGCAGAUGAGCGCAGCCCGCGCGGGCGGGGGGGCAGCCGGGGCAGCGCCGCCGGGGCCGGGUCGGCGGCCGGCGCACUAUGCGAGGCCGGGAGGAUGGCGGUGGAAGCUAUCCGUUGCAAUCUGAAUCCAAAUGGUAUUGACCACCCUGGCCCCACAGAAGGUAUUAAUCUGCAACUUGAAGGUGAAGGAGUUGAAUCACCCUCUGUUAAGAACACUAAUACUCCAAAAGGGCCUGAAUCAAAAGAGACACCCAAGAGACAACAAGUGGAGCCAGAAAUAUCCAAGUCCGGGACUGUGAAGCUGACCAAGCCUGUGGCAUUAUGGACCCAGCAGGAUGUCUGCAAAUGGCUGAAGAAACAUUGCCCUAAUCAGUAUCAGAUCUACAGUGAGUCAUUCAAACAGCACGACAUAACUGGCCGUGCUUUGCUGAGGCUUACUGACAAAAAGCUUGAACGAAUGGGCAUUGCCCAGGAAAGCCUGCGACAGCACAUUCUGCAGCAAGUCCUUCAGCUGAAGGUGAGAGAAGAAGUCCGAAACCUCCAGCUGCUUACACAAGAUCUCUACUUAAACCUGGAGCAUGGUUUUUUGAGGGUCAUAGAAAAGCAGCCAGCCCUUACAGCCCAUCAAGCCCCAGCAGAGAGCUCUCCAUAAACAUUUCCAGCCUCUAAAGCUGCUGUCCUGCCACUUGAUAUGAAAGUGAACUUUCCUUCAUGAAAAAAAUAUAAUAAAUGGCACUGCCAGAAGGUGACCAUGGAGGACUGAAGAUGAACUUGAAGUAAAAUCAGCCCUCUCAUGAUGAUGCAUUCUGGGAAGACCUGGUUUGCUGUGGAGUGAAAGUGUGGUGCAUAAUAUCCAGUGCUAAUUUGUUGAAAAUGGUCAUUGACAGACCUUUAGCUGGAAAAUCUCUUCCAGUUCUCAUCACUGUGCAUAACUUUUGAGUUCCCUUUAGGGGACUGUCUAUGCCCUUCACUAGAAGUCCUGUUUUAGCAUGGCAACUACUGGAUUCUUUUAUUAUGUAUGCAGAUGGCAUGAUGUUUUAGGAAAAACUUACAGCAAUUCUCCAAUCUCAGUGGAUAUGUUCACAAUAUUACACCCCGAUAGGAAUGUAAACGUCUUGUAUAUGUUAGUUUUGCAGUCUAAUGGUAUUCUGUUAAACGAUAUCAGCACUUCAUAUGUGCUUUCUGCACAGAACUAGCACAGUCCAUAUAUAUAUAAUGGUCUUUUUUAAACAUACUGAGGAUCCGUUUCAGUGUUUGUGCUGAGACUGCAUCCCAGCUGAAGCCCACUCCUAGCAUACCUUCACCAGUUCACAGUAGAUUGUGUAGAUAGAUUUGCACGUGGCAGAGGUGUGACUUCUUUUAUCGAGACUUAGAGAACAGCUGGCUCAGAGGUAGCCAAGAACAGGGUAGGUUGAAUGAGCUGUAGGACACUGUGUCUGCUCUCCUUCUCAUCCACCAAAUAUCAAAGGUUCUCAUUUCUAGUGUGCCAAUGUGUUUUCUUACUCAGCGAGGGAGAGGCAAAGGAGAGAGCCUUGCUCAGAGACGUGUGUGACCCUAGGUUUGGGCUACGAUAAAACCAGAAUAAACUGGAAGAAUUCAGGUUCUUUAUGCUGGCCACCGUUUAUGUUUUGGGCAGGGCUGGGGAAUUGUAGUCCAAACCAAACUCUCUGAACAAGGUAAAGUGUAAGACUAUACUUUUAAGGAGCAAGACACUCCCUGUGGAGAGGGCAGACUUCUUCAUUAACUUUUUCCACUUUCUAUCCAAACCAGUAUUUUGGUAGGAACUGGGAAUAAGCAAAUGGUUCCAAUAAGCCUUUCAAUAUACUGUAGCAGGCUCAAGACUGUUGCAUUCAAUCUGAACAUUGUUUUUUGUUCAGUCUCUGAAUGGCUGGCCUCAUCACUGGUGGUAUCACAGCUGGCUGUGGUACUGUUUCUUCCAUGGGGACUCAGUGGAAUUAGUGUCUGUCCCUCACAUCAGGACCUUCUUGGCACACUCUUUAUAAUGAACUGAUGCCAUCAGCAUACUGAGGGGACUUACCCAUUUGUUCCUUCUUUCUUUAAAAUCAAAGGUAGCUUUUUUGUGUACUUGAAGACCGUCACUCUCUCCAGCCUGAUAGUCAGGUACUAUAGAGUGGCCAUUAGCCUAUAUGCCAAACUGUAGGUGAGAUGCCAUACUGGUAUGAAGGUGCAGUGAUGGAGAGAAUAUGCAGCUACAUCAAGACAAAGGGACCUUUUUAGAGGAAGCUCCUGUGUUAUAAUUCUUAAAAACUAUUGUACAGUUCAUUGCUAGAGAAUGGAAGGUGGUGCCCGUAUGACAAACAGAUAAGUAUCUUUAGAGUUUAAUUGUUUUCAGAUGGAUAUGGCCUUAGGUUUCAGCUCUCCACCCAUCUCACAUUCAGCAUGUUGGAUACUUCUAUAGUAUUCACUCCAAAAGCAAAUUAUUUCUGGUGAUGACCAAGACUGUCAGAAGUCACUAGUGAUUUCUGAUGGUUUGGGUCUUUCCAUGGGCUCUCAACUGGAGCUCCCAAGAAUUACAAAGCGGUAACCUUCUCCAUUCUCUUUCUGAAAAUCCUGGUCCCCAAUUUUAAAUUAAUUGGUGUAAAAAUUUUCCUUAAGAUAGAAGAAUCUUUGCCAAUGGCAACAUUUGCACUUUUUAGAGCUUUUCAUAGGGUUGCAGGUUGGAAUCUGAUACCAAGAGACCCAGCCAUGCGCAUGGCACAGGUCCACUGUAAGCUUCAGCAAGUUUUACAGCUCUUUCUGUUACAGGCUUUAAAAAACACGCUCUGGCAACUGACAUCCAUGUCUUGUUGGUACAGCAAUUUAAAAAGAAGGAGAAUGCCAUACUUCUACAGUAGGGAUUCUCCUAUUUUACUACCUAGUGAAAAAAUCUGGAACAAUUUGAAAGAUAAGAGUUUAUCAUAGAGUGUUAUCUUAAAAGGGCAUACGAGAAGAAGUUGCGUUAGGCAGAGAGCCACUAGAAGCAUUUUUUUGUAUCAAUGUUAGUUUUGAACAUCUUCCAGUAUAUGGCAUGAAUUUAGAUGUGUGCACUUCUCCUGUUAAAACAGUUUGUUUUAAAAGCUUCCCAGGAUUUUAGCUAUGGUGACCUAGAAAAGCAGUGUUAUAGGCCCUGAGAAAUGUGAAAAUCAAGUCCAGACCCUUGUGUAGCCAGACUCGGUGAGAAGUCUGCUGUAGGUGCCUCUCGGACAAAUCUCCUUUAAAGCUGGUGUAGGUCUCCGUCCUACAGCCAGCCUGUGCAUGUGGAUAACUGCAAGCAUAGCUCCCCUGAGCCCCGUGACACUUCUCACGUGUGUAACUGUCUGCUGGAGCCAUAAGGAAAUAACUGUACUUUUUGGCUUGUAUUUGACUAUUCAUCGUGUUUGGAUUUUUUAAUCACUGUUAUUCUCCCAAAGUAGGCCAUGCUUCCUCAGGGAUAUUUAUGAAAUUGUUCUACAUCUCCUGAACAACUUAUCUGGAUCCCAGCGUAUUCUUCUGAAAACUUUUUAAUAUAAAUAAACAUGUGGGAGAGAUUUUUGUUAUUGUGAAUGGGGGCAGGUACUGUGUUCUCGGAAAGGCUAUAGAGUGGAGACAAUCAAGUCUAUUGCAUUUUUUAUGCUGAACACCUUAUUAAUAGCAGACACAUCCGCUUUUGCCUGGGUCGCAGGAACAGUUCAGGGGAAAGAAUGCUUUAUCUCUAGUCAAUAAAUCAUUUACGUCGAGAGUGCCAAAGACCAAGUCAACAUGAAAGGGAGUGAAUAAGUUAUUCCAGCAAAGGAAGUGAAUUUAAAUAUGCUCAGAGCCAUUAGUUCAGUGGAAAAGAGUGGGAGACUAAUGCUAUUUUCAUAAAACAGCAAUUGUCAGCUCUGUAGAGAUAGAUAAAUUCGCAAAGGCCAGUGCUGCCGUUACACUGAUCACUGGUUAUGAUGUCUGAAACGAAGGAGCACUGUGGGCAGGACGCUGUUCCCGGGUGCAGACCUGCAGCCUUCCUCCCAUGCCCGGUGCCUCUCCCGGCUGCCGCGCUCGCCUGGUUUCUUUGUGUUGAGAAAGGCUGCAGCAUCAGACCCUGCUAAAAAUCACUGAUAUCCCAAGUGCUUCAGACCAUGAGAAGUCCUGCAUUAGAAACCUGAAGGAAUUGCUCAACCCGAAAAGCGCACUGCAGCUGAGAGCAUCCUUUGCACUGUUUUGUUCCUAGGGUUUUUAUCUGCCUGGCUUUCUGUGCCUGAACACCACCGUUUAUUCCAUUAAGGGAAAUGCAGCCUUCCAGGAAGGGAGUUUGAAAAAGCUCCACAAGCUCUAUGGUUUUGCCUGCCCAGCUGCGCGGCCAUGCUCUACCGGUGCAUGCAUCCCUCCCUCUCUGUUCCUUAGGGUAAGCAUUGUCACUUGGCAGCAGCUGCAGCAGCGCUGAGGAAAUUAGACUAUUGAAAAUGACAAGAUUCUGGUUUUGUUUUGCCCUGAAUUUUUGGAAGACCCCAGGCCAGGCCUCAGCAGAUUUACAUUGGUGCCAUCGAAGUCUCUGGAGAUGUGUUGUCUGGUGCCAGCCCUGGAGCCAGGCCUGGGGUGGGUUUUUUGUCACCACUAAAACCAACCUCCACCACAAAGCCGCUCAGUUAUUCAACAUUGUCUCAGGCAAGCAAAGUAAAACCCGGCAUCUUUCACAUUGGUCCCCUUUUCACAGUGAACAUCUCUGCUAUCAGAGUCUCCUCCGCUGCAGGACUGUGCUGCUGUUGACCCUGGUAUAUAUAGACUGUGGUCAAUAAGAUUUUAAUUUAGAAAGAAAAGGUCCUUUGGUGUAAUUAAAAUUGAUGGGUGGAGGGGAAAGUACUACCAGCAUUACCUGCAGCCUCCUACAGUAAAAUUCAGGAGAGUUAUCUGGAGUGCAAAAAACCCCACCAACAUAGCGUAUGGGUGAUUAGGCAGGCUCAUGAGGAUAAAUCAGCAAGUAAGAAAAGUAGAUGUUUAAUGAGGAAAGCGAAAAAAUGUAUGGGAAAUCAGUGGCAAAUAGGUUGGGGCUGGUUAGACCAAAGGCUUUACAUAUAUCCUAAUAAAUAGCGUGGUAGCAAAGCUAAGCCUGAUGCUAGACAGGCACAGCACAGUGAUUACUCACAGUACGUGCGCAAAACAACAAAUAUUCUUGUAUUGUAUUUGAAAACAGUAGAAGGAGGGAGUCAGACUGCACAUUAAAAUGUAAUUCCUCCUACUCCAUCAGUAAGUACAAGUAAUGUUAAGCAGCAACUCUCCAAACAUAUCUUUAAAUUUGUAAAUUAACUGAAACCAAAAGUGAAGGAAAACUUGCCUGGGCCUCCUCAGGACCAGAAGGCAGAGAAGAUGCUUCAAAUGGCACAAAAACCCCCACAAUAACUCAAAAGAAUGGAUGAUUUGAGCCAAAAAAACUACAGGCUCAUUAGCUUCCUAUCAGUCUUAGGCAAAAUCACGACAAGGUUGAUAUGGCGCAAUUGCUAAAGCAAUUAAAAAUUGUUAAAACCCUCCAAAUGAUUUUUAUAGAAAUGUAUCAUGGCAAAUAAAGUUGCUAUCACUUUUUGUGAUACCAAAGGCUUGUUGAUAAAAGAAACUCUGCUGGCACACUGUACUUAGCCUCCUCUAGAUCGUUUGAUUCUGAUAAAGAAGAAAAUAGCACAACGCAAAAUUAAAAUCACCCAUCUUAAGUGGAUUAAAACUGAUUAGAGGCUGGAUCACAAAAAAUAGCUGUAAAUAUGAAAUUAUCAUCAGUGAGACUCUUUCUAAUGAGCUCCUCCCAAGGUGUGCUCUAUUUCCAAUAUUCCUUGCAGGAAAAGAGGAAAUUGCUGUUGGCAACAGCCAGAGAUGACAAAACCAGGGGUGUGGUAAAUAAUGACAUGGAGCAGGUCAGUGGCAGAGAAUAACCUGGGGGACUCCAGAGUCAGAAAUACAGGAGAGGUGGCAGCACGUCCGGCUAGGGGCAUGGGAGUAUGUCUGGAAUAAUACCUUGGAGUGAAGGUGUGAUAAAUAAUCCACUCAACGUCAGCCCCAGAGCUGCUCUUGCCAGCUGGGAUCGAGGACUUGGCAGUAGUGAUGCUGUCCCAGUUUGUUUGGUUGCUGCCUGCCUGUCAAAAAGGGUAUUGACAACUUGGAAAGAUUAUUUUCUAUAGCUCUCAGUGUCAUUCAAGGGCAGGAAAACAGGUCUUAUUAUAGUGUCAGACUAAUGAAGCUCAAGCUAUUAAUUUAUCAGAGGCAAUUUGAAGAGGUGACUUGAUCUCCUUCUGCAAUCACAAUCUUCUACCUGGGCAGGGAAGUGCUGUCUGAAGGCAGGUAGCUCUUCUAUUUAGAGGAAAAGGGAAUGAUGUGCUCCACUGGUUGGAAACUGAUUUCAGGCUAGAAAUUAAGUGCAAAUGCCCAACAGGGAGGAUAAUUACCUGUGGAGACAACUUACUUAGUUACCUGGCAUGUUCUCCAUCACAAAAAGUCUUUAAAUGCAUGCAGAGUAUUUUUCUAAGUCAGUAAGCUCUACCUCAAACUGAAAUCCAGGCUCGGUGUGGCAAUUACUGGAUGAAGUUAUUAGGUGUGUGUUAUGCAAGGAUUAGUCUAGAUCAUCAGAUGUAAACCUCUGAAUUAAAAGUAUGUUAAAGUUUCCAAUAGUGCAGGAAGGCAGGGCAACCUCUAGCCAUUUCUUCACACAAAAUGGUCUCAAUUUAAAAAGCUCAUACGGACAGAGCUGUACUUGAUGGCAUUUGGUAUGAGCAUCGGUAGGUCUACUCACAGCUGUAAGGUUCUUCUGCACUUAAUUAGAGGAAGAGAGCUGGACAAGAAAGGACAACAAAAACCCUUGGACAUAUAGAGAAAGUCUUGUCUUUCAUUAAUAACAGCCUGGAACAAAAUGCCGCGCUCAAAUGAUAGGGCCAAGUGCACGUGUAGUCUGAGCAAGGAACAACAAGUGUGGGUUUGCCUGUUAAGUAAGGAGGUAGCGUCUUGCUGGCAAGAAACACAUUUUCCUGCCUUCAACAACCAGCAGAGAAGCUGCAGGGCUGACUGAGAGUUCUGUUGUAUGGCUGUGCAGCCGAACACAGUGCCCGAGUUCCUUGCUUCAAAGGCAGCAAACUGUUCCUGCUACCGUGAUGAGCCCCAUCGGAGUGGGUUAGUAAAGCCCUGGGAGUGAAAUGACUUCAGUGGGACUACCCAGAGCAAUGACAGCUGCCCCCAGCAGUGGGGCUUCGCAGGCCUGGGCCCUAUUACUGUUGGCUGGUUUGAAUGUUGUACCUUAGAAAUAAGCAAAGGACCACUCUGCCUCUGAUUCAGGUUUCACAAAACGGCUGUUGAUGGAUGUGAGGCAAAGUGUGAAGCAUCAGAGCCACCUUCUACCGUGCUUCAUUGGGCAAUGGGGAGCACGAACUAGGAUGUACGGUUUGAAGAGUAAACAGUUCACUCAAACAAGAGAAACUAUAAAGCAAUACUUACUGCAAAUUGGUAUUGAAUCGGCAUCAAGAAGCUGAAACAAGAAGGGAGUUAGCUACAGCCAUAGCUAAAAAAAGAUCUUUGGGGAUUCUUGCUCUAAUCCAGUGUGAAAUCCUAAGAAAAUUAGUUUGGUCUAGAUUUAUUGUUUAAAGAACAUUGGUACAUGCUUGCUGCCUGUCAAAUAAAUUCUGCAGAGUCACUGGCUUCACUGUGUGAUGGCUUAUGAGUGUCCUCACGCUGCUGAGACACCUUGCGGCUCUGGAGGAGACGGUCCUCAACAGGCAGGACUGCAGUCAGCCUGGACUGAGAAGAAGCUGAUCUUGGAGAUGACUAUAUAACAUCUAUUCUGCCAUAAAAGUAGGAUUUCCAGUGUUGUUACAACACAGCCAGGCAUAGUCUGAGGAUGAGAUUAAAAGCUUCUUUCUGCUAUUAAUUCCAAAUAUAUCUAAAUACUUUUUCAGAGAAAAAAAAAAAUCCUCUGUAGCUGUUGUUACAUCUCUAAUCAUGUUACUUCUGUUAAGCACUCGCCUUGAAUUCAUCUCUCUAAUGUUAUAAGUCACUAAAUUAUAUAGUGAUAUGCAGGGGUUUUUCUUGAAGCAGGGAGAUCGAUACUGCAGCAAAACUGCAUGUAAGCAAUAAGAAGCUGUGCAGAGGAGAAAAAAACCCUCUCUCUGCCCCAUCAGAUGCUUAGAGAACUUGGUUGGUUGGUUCUGUUUAUUGAGAACACCGUUUUGCAUCAAGACAGAAGUUUUCCCUACUGACCCAGGCUCUGUCUCAAGACCAGUCCAGAUAAAGAAACAUUUGGAGUCCUCUUAUGACUUCAUCUGCAUCCCUUGGGUGCAAGAGGCUCCUUCUCUGCUCUUCUUCUGAGAAAGUUAGGAAAGAGAUUAAGUGGCGGUAGAGAAAGCACAGAGCCAGGAGCCUGCAGCCUAUGCAAAGCAUCUCAGCAUCAGACCCAGGUCUCAGCCUUCUCCUGAGCCCAACACCACUGACCCAAGGGGAGGAAUGGGGCCAUGCUGGGUGACCUGCAGGUGAGGCCGGUGUCCUGUGCCGUGCUGAGCGCUCUGUUGACGCCAUGGCAGGAGACACAGACCUUGCAGAAUCAGACCCUGUGUUUCAGGGCAUCAGCUGGGUUGCUGCUGCCUGCUGGGCUUCCCCUGGAACACCAGUGAAGGGCAGGAGGUGACGCUCUGGCACAGGGAAUGACCAGCAUCACCCCAGAGGCUCUGUGUACUGAGGAGAAGACUCCUUUGCUUUGCACUGAGCUGCUGGAUACUUGGUGAGCCUAAGAGGCAUACUUUUACAUUUCCCACAGUUAUUGCAGAAUCUGGAAGUGGCAGGGAUGUGCUUUGGGACACACUGGGCUUUGCUUUCAGUUUCUUGUGAGUACUGCAGGUAUCUGGACCUGCCUCACAAUUAUUUCUUUUUCACAAGUGGGAGUAAGAUGGGAGUAAUACCUGCCGGGCUCUGCACAGCAUAAACCAGCAAAGGGGCUCUUCAUUUGGGCUCCUCUAUUUUGCGGAGUUGAAUUUAAGGUUGAUUGAAGCUGACCUUGAGUAGAGCAGAUAACUGAUAGCUGGAAUGACAGCCACACCUGAGCUGUGUCCAAAGGUUGCCCCAAACCAGCAGCCCAUGGACAGAACCAGACGCCAAGGCUGCGCCUGCACUUCAGCACCAGCAACUGAUGGUGGAUGUGAGCUGCGGGGAGCGAGAGGGGCACUGGGAUGGUCCAGGUCCUGGGAAAUCGGGUGCCCUGAUGCAGGAGAGCUGGAUGCAGAAGGGCUGAGUGCAAAUCCAUGGCCAUGCUGUAUGCUCAAACAGCCUCCUGAAGCCAGCAAGUUCUGUCUGGUCCGGCUGCCUUUGGAGUCAGUUCUGGUUUACAUUCACUAAGGAAAUACUCUUAAGCCAGUGAUCUCCUUUUAAUGUUAACUUGGUUGAAAACCUAGGAACAUGCCAGCAGUCUAAUGGUUAAACAGCAACGUGCUGUUAUUCCCACUUUGUCUAUGGCUGAACUUUUCAAAUACGGAGCCAAAUGAGGUGGCAUAAGACAAAAGUGUGCCUUUUUGUUUGAUGUACACUGCAUUUCUCCAGGCAUCCAAGGUGUUCUUCUGAACAGCAGUGUGUUAUUCCCAAAACAGAAGUUACCAUGCAAUCUAAGUUUCAGUAUACGAAGUGGCCAUCACUGUUAAUUCCACCUGACAGUUUUUAUAGUUACUCUUUAAUUGCUUCUGUUUUCAAAAAUCAACACAAACCAAACCCUGGUGGGAGGGUAGAAUUCUUUUAAACGAUGAAAUUCAAAUCAAUAUCAAGAUUUUGGUAUCUUUGGGCAUGAUCUCUGGAAGCUUUGGGUAUCUGCUUUAUCAUUUUGUAUAUUUGACAAUUUUGUACUCUGCAUUGUUUGACUUCAUUUGUGCAUGGCGAUGUAUUAAAACAUGGAAUUUUUAUUAUACAGCA
This is a messenger RNA of Strigops habroptila (Kakapo), 10069 nucleotides long. RefSeq names its product sterile alpha motif domain containing 12 (gene SAMD12). The transcript has 6 exons. Gene Ontology annotation, cellular component: cytoplasmic side of plasma membrane. Gene Ontology annotation, molecular function: protein binding. Gene Ontology annotation, biological process: cell surface receptor protein tyrosine kinase signaling pathway. The record is from RefSeq and is a predicted model, not a curated record. The coding region runs from base 288 to 845 and encodes 185 amino acids. NCBI's taxonomy places the organism in Eukaryota, Metazoa, Chordata, Aves, Psittaciformes, Psittacidae.